Spirometra erinaceieuropaei is the source of this 6856-nucleotide messenger RNA. The record is from the annotation of a GenBank genome assembly. NCBI's taxonomy places the organism in Eukaryota, Metazoa, Platyhelminthes, Cestoda, Diphyllobothriidea, Diphyllobothriidae.
AUGGGCCUGCGUCUUUUGAGUAGUCAGAAAUUUGAGGUGUUUCAGAACAUGCUGAGAUUGUUAUGAGUAUAAGUUCACUUGCAUUCUCGAAGCAGUCGGGAGUGCAUAGCCUCCAUAUCGUUUGAUAUUCUACAUGAUCUGCACAUGCAUAGGAACCGAUGGUUGCAUUGGGAGUUUUUAUUUGGGACGUGGCUAAUAAGUGGCGGCAGGCAUUAACAAACGAAAAACGCGCAUGAAAACGAACUAAGCAGUUGUGUAAAGUAGCUCAACAACGACUGGAUACAAGAACAGCGUGCAGAAUACAACUUAAUAUAGAGAAGAAGAUACGUCGGGCACGUUUUUGGGUUUAAUAAGAUUAAUACCAGGCAUUUUUGCUAUUGUCUGCUAGUAUCUAAGCGCAUUUGUACAAAUGGGUUUGAAAUGCCCUAUCUGCCCAGUUGGGCAUCAUGGAUAGUUCAGCCAUUCCAGACACAUUUAAGCAUCAGUUUCCCAAAAUGGCGAACAAAUUGUUAUUUGACACAAAUAUCGGAAAAAACUGCGGCGAGGGGUGAAGUUUACUCCGGAUGCUGUCUAACAACACAUUGUACAUUUUGAAAUUUAUUCGAUCCACCUUUUUUAGGCCAUUCUGAUUUGGAACGAUUUCAUGCUCACCAGAGCUACUACCGUCUGUUUCCUCGGUGGUUCCAGUUUAACGACAACUAACAUUUAGAAGUAUGACGCAGGUACUGCGGACCUUGCGAUUUUGACUCUUGAUUAUUGCUUGUGCGCAUAUAAGGGACUUCACUAACUGCCGGUUCGUGUUAUAAGGCAAAAUCUCGUAAGUGAAUAUUCCCAAACCGGCUAACCGCAUUGGCCACUAGGCCACGGUUGAAGGUUUGCCGCAAGUUUACGAUAGUUUGGUGUGAAUGCCGUACGAAGUUGGCGGAGGUCGACUUGUAGUUUUCGUUAUUAUCGGCUUAUUAAGAAUUUCUUGCGUAUUCAUUAGGUCCGGGAUUUGGGAUCUUCGUCUGAGGAAGUUACGUCGACCGUGUAUUGUGUUUUUGCCGGUUAAGAAAUCGGCGGAUCUCAUCGAUGAACAUUUUCCUUAUUUUGUAUAAUGCAAUAGUACAUUCAACGGGACGACCGUUGGCCGCAUACCUCAUACAGGAGCAGGAGCUUAUCUCCCAGCAUUUCGAGCACUAGCGUGGAAGCGGUCUCCCCAUCGGUUUUUAUGUGAGUUCGAUCAGCCGCGGCGCAAACUCUUCUUUGGCUUUUACUGCGAAUGUAUCCGAUUUACCUCUGACUGGACCCUGACGUCUUCGAUAGUCCGCCUUUCGGAGUAGAUGCACUUACAUCAUAUUUUAUACUUGGUACCUGGAUGUAGGGACCAGGCAUUCUCGAAUUCCGCCACACUAAGGCGCAUUCUCAAAUUUCGUCAUAGCUACCAGCAACCCACAGGCAAUUGCCUUAUUAACUUUGCCGCCGUGUUCGAUUUAAUUCAUUGUGAAUCCAUGUGACUGAUAGUGGCACUGACUGGUGUGCCGCCAAAACUCAUCGCCAUGAUUAAGGUCAAUUACCGCUCCACCAUUGAGCGAGUUCUAGUUCAUAAUACUCUUUCCCAUUCGUUCGGUAUUUGGUCUGACGUCCAACAGGCUUGUAUCAUGUCACCCAUUCUGUUCAAUUACGUUAUUGACUGGAUCCCUGGGAGGGCCCUAUUGAGUUGGCACCUGGAGACCGGCCGACUGAUCACGAUGAUACCGAUAACAUCACCUUAAUAGCUACAUAUUUUGGUAAUCUGCUGUCUAUGAUGUCACAGGUGGUCGAGGUCGCUAAAUCGGUCGGUAUAUCCAUAAGCACCGGAAGGAUAAAGUCGUUGGCGAGCUACAUCCCUGAUCAGAAGACACCCCAAGAUAUAAAUGGAUGGUAACAUGAAGAAGUGGAUGGUUUUAAAUAUCUCCUUGAAAGGCUUCUUCCGAAUGGGCAGGGUAAAGACGACAUUGGCCCUGCCAGCGUUUGUGGACAAGCCGACCGAUUUGUCGAUCUCGUUCGCCCAUGGCACCAUAGACUGCAGAUCACCAAAAUUUAGAGCUGGUAGGGUGAUGCUAUCGGCAUAGUCGAGAUCAGUCAAUCAGUGUCUGGAUGCAAACUCAACACCGUUAUCUUCGUGUAGGGCUCUCCCAAGAAUCCAGUCAAUAGCGUAAUUUAACAGAAUGGCGACGGGCCACAACCUUGUCGGACGCCAGACCAAAUACCGAACGAAUGGGAGUGUUAUGAACCAGAACUCGCUCAAUGGUGGAGCGGUAAUAGAUCUUGAUCGCGGCGAUAAGUUUUGACGGUACACCAUCUAGUGCCAUUAUCCACCACAUAGAUUCACGAUAAAUGGAAUCGAACGCAGUGGCAUAGAUACAUUUUGGGCAAUUUUAUCGUAGAUCAUAACGUGGGACACUUUGUACGUCGAUCAUUUCACUGAUAGUGAAGCCUCUUACGGUUUCCGGGUAGCUAGCUACGACUUUUCUCUCGAGGUUGUGCUAUUGCCUGCUCUCUGGUCCCCCAAGCGACUCGCACCUGCCUUCUUUUUGUUUCUCCCUCACUUAUCACAAUUUUUUCUAUUCCUUUUACCCAGCGAUGGACCUACGGGCAACUCCUACGCCGUGUGCUCGCGAGGGCUGUAAAUAUCCUGUCUCAGAGGAGGCUCUUGUUUGUUCCGCAUGCAAAGGCAGGUUCCACCCCACCUGUUCGGAUUUAACUCUUGAGGCGUUUACUUCCUUCCAGACCGCUAAAACAUGGAAGUGCUCGAGUUGUGUCAAAUGCUACGCAGUCGGUGAUUCAGGGCAUUCCAACCAGCCCCACAUCAUUACCUACAUUACCAGCAACCCGAAUAAACUGCGUGAAACUCUGGAAAUUUUGGGGGACCAGUACACUCCUUUGGUGAGACACGAGGCCAGUGUUUUAUGUAGCAUCAUUCUUGCCUGCAAGCCCUGCACCAUUGCUCAUUAAUACUGCCUACAAUUUAUAAUACCUUCGUACUGUUAGUAGACUAUUCACAUUUUUGCUUAUGCGUCCUUCAGUUUAGAUCCCUCGACGUCGAUUUGCCGGAAUAUCAGGGAGUCGCUGAGGAAAUCGCGAUUUCGAAGUGCCGUUUUGCUGCUGAGCAGGUUGACGGUCCCGUCCUCGUCGAAGACACCAGCCUCGGUUUUGACGCACUUAAAGGUCUUCCAGGGCCUUAUAUUAAAUGGUUUCUGAAGGCUGUGGGUGCACAAGGUACGUUGCAUUUGUAUUUAUUGCCCUAAAGAGUAAGUCCACAUUUUUCAGUUUCACAGACAUGCAGCCUGUCUUUGCGUAGUCGAUUGCUAGUCACCUUCGCAUGCAGCAGAGGCACUAAUACAUUGUUAUCCGCAUCACACGUAACAGCCUCUGGUCGUAUUAACCUUGUUUCUCUCCGAAACAUGGUGGAUGCGAGAGAAAUUUGUACAGUAGAUGCUGCGCAAGUAUCCGUUGGUAGGUCCGCCUUGUGAGUAGAUUUGUACGUUGUCGUUCGCAAUAGUCGGAAUGUCGUGGGGUUGGACAUGUAAUAACUGUGCACAUUUCGACAUUAAAAUGCUUUAUUACUUCGCUUCUGGCAUGUGAAUCUACGCUGCAUACGGGCUCUCAAUUGAGGAUGCGUAAGUAUCCGUUGGAGCAAGUGAUGGUCCAUUUAUACCGUAUAUGUGCUAACUCAUGGAAGUUAACUGAAAUUCUGAAAUGCGUUUCCAACUCAAAGAGAUUAAUAAAGUAGGGUUGUAAUAUUAAUUAUCGUGAAGCAUAAUCUCAUGACAAUUCAGUUGGUUCUGGAUACCGGCUUUUUAAAGAACUGCUUUCCGUGCGCCUGCAAAAACUACACUGUAAAAAUGACUACAUAAGUAGUGUGAUUUUUUCGUUGAUUCUCAAUGCCCUUAUAAAUUCUAAUAUAUUUGUUAGAAAACAUGCAUGCAUAUUCAUUCUCUUGCGCAUUUGGAUUAAAAAUCACGUCCUUUGCAAAUUCUAUGCUUGAAGAAAGGGUGUAAUUCGGUUUUGAAUAACUUUUCCAUUCCGGACCUGUCAUUGCACUUGUAUUCAGGGUUUCCAAACCAAAAUCUGUAUAUUUUUCCUGCACGAAAAACCAUACGUGUACAUUCGCUAUCAAGAGGAGACCAUACGUGGUUCAUAAAAUUUGGCGGUAAAUUUGAGCCAUAUUGUUAACUUUACAAACGGCAUUAGUAAAUUGAGACACGGUGUUUUAUGAGCGGGCAUUUUAUAGUUUUAAAAAACUCAUAAUCAGAAACUUCUGAAAUCAAAUUAUACACCUUCAAGUUUAACAUUUAAAGAGGGCGUAAUUGUCUUCCAAGUGAGUAAAAGAAUGAAGAUUUUUAUGGAAUGUAUUUGAAUUUACAAGGGCAUCAGUAAUCACUGAGAUCAACCCAUAGUACAUUAAUAGUUAUUUUGCAUAGUGAUACAACUCCUAUCAUGAAGCUGCCCAUUCCCAUCUGCGAGUCGUGUUAGACGCUUUUGCCUGACGGAACUUUCGGUUGCAUAGGAUUUGUUCGCGCGCUGCAAAUCUUUUGAUAAGAGCAGACAAGAAUCGCCCUCCUCAGGUAUCCUAAUGCCGGCCUUUGUGCCCCUUACUCCUCUCCAAUCGCAUAUGCUAUGGAAGACUGUGAAAUUCGUCAGGAAAGCAACUCACCUACUGAGGUGGUCCGGCCGCAAGUCGCACGGGCUCCUCACUCUCUUUGGUAGAAACCACCAUCAUCAAAAACGACAAAAUGGCUCUCGACUUGUCUUCUUGACCGCCGUUGAUAAUGGGUGUAAAGAUGGCCGCCACCCAGCCAAUUUUUUUUAAAAAUAAAAUGCUAUUUACGGCCAAUGACACUUUCUGCCGCCUGGCUGUACAGUAAUUUUGCGGAAAAGUGCUAAUCCAAUGGAUCUUCAGAAUGUGACCCAAGUCUGACGGUCGAUUUAGACGGCGACCAUCGUCAACACCACCUUUAUGCGAACCUCUAGAGCUGAGAAAUCAUGAGGCUCGGCCAUCUGUCGUUGGUUAGACCUAGAGACUCUCCAAGCACUUGAGGAAGGGGACAAGAUCGCUGGGACAAGAGCUUUAUUAGCCUUACGUUUCGGAUUCCUGCUCGAACCCAUCAUCAGAGACAAAAGCAGAUACGGGUGGCUCAUACACAAGGGGCUGCAGCAUAUAUAGGAUGCAGUCGUCAUGCCACCGCAUACCUAUGAAUAGCCACGGCUCUCUCCGCUUCAUCAGGGAUGGUUGCACUUCGUGUGAUGACUUUUUAGUGGCCGACAUUCGCGUCGUUAAUUGCUGCAAUUUCAUCACGUGCGUUGGAUGUUGGCGUGAUGAUUGCUCGACCAUCUGACCCACCGACCCUGGCUUUGGGACAAGUGCUCACCCGUGCGCUUCCCCCGUAACUAAUUAAUCCGCCUAGGCGAAAUCUCAGCACCGAGCAUGGAAGGGGAAGAUCAUUGCACUUGCGAUUUUUUUACAGCUUUGCAGAAGCAAGCUCGGUGUCUGGACACCGAUAAAAGCGACCAACUUUCCCCAUGAAUCGCAGCGGGAGUGACCAGCUGGAACUCUAGGUUUUAGAGCAUUGCGCUGUUGACGUCACAAACGUCUGCCAUUUGUUUCCUCGGCACUUCUUAACGACUGCAUCAACGGUUAGUGAUAGGUUCGAAUAACACAGGUGUGACGUCGACCAAUGUAUUUCCAGUGUUAGCGGGCGCACACCAAUCGCGUUACGGAGCACACUCGUCCCAUUUUGUCUCCUGGUUCUCUCUCGAUCCCCGCCAGCAACCGUACAACUGCGCGUAAAGUGGGCUGACUGGCAUUACCGACGGGGCAAGGAAGACGGGAUUGGCCAUUUCUGGCUUAUUAGCUGUCGUCAGCCAGUCAUACCCAACCCUGAGGCUCGAAUUGUUAGUUAGAAGUCCAGCGUCCUAACUAUUGAGCUACAGGCUCGUUAUCCUGUUGCCUUUGUUAAUAUAUCCGAUGGUGACCGACAGGACAACGGGCCCAUGGCUUAACGUUUUGGGCGUUGGACUUCUAAUUAGUCGGUUGCGAGUUUGAACCUCGGAGGCUGCAUCUCCCGGGGUUAUAUAUGGUUGGCUGAUGGCGGCUAGCCGGCCAGUAAUGUCCAUUCCAGUCUCCCUUGUCUUUGUCGGUAAUGUUGAUCCGAUGUAUCUUCAUUACAGGCCUGAGUUUGGACGGUCCCUACCGUCCUUCAUAUUCCAUUCGAGAGCUCUCACCGAAGUCGACAUAGCGACCUUGCGAUCUAAUAUCAGGAAGAGAUUCACGUCAAUCGCCUACGCAGUCGCGCAGUUUCGUGGUCAUCCACACCGAACGAUCUCCUUGUUCGACGCUACUUGUCGCGCCAGGCUAAAGCACGCGUCUCGUCUUCCAAAGAGGCCCUGUUCUCCCCCUGUAUUUUCCUUUGAAGUAGGUCAUAGGACAGCCAGCGUGAAGGAAACACUUUUCAUGGCCAAAGUACUCUUGUCAUUUCCGUCUUCCGCCAUUUAUUCAGGUCUUCACAAAAUACUCAUUGGUUUCGGUGCUGAAAACAACAUGGCCUCAGCAACCUGCACUUUUGCCUUCUGUGACGGACGCGGCCAGCCCGUUCGUCUGUUUCAAGGCGUUACCCGAGGUCGCAUUGUGGAACCUCGCGGCUCCUCCGGAUUCGGCUGGGACCCCUGUUUUCUGCCGGAAGGUUACCAGUCCACCUACGCGGAGAUGGACAAGGCCACAAAGAAUUCCGUAUCCCACCGUUUCAAGGCCGUUCAGGCGCUGCGUCAAUUUUUGGAUGAAAACCCUAAAUUCUCUUCCCAUCUUCACUCCCUCCGCCAGACAGCGGACGUUUGA